Phytophthora nicotianae INRA-310 is the source of this 276-nucleotide messenger RNA. RefSeq lists its product as hypothetical. The coding region runs from base 1 to 276 and encodes 91 amino acids. The record is from RefSeq and is a predicted model, not a curated record. The transcript is spliced from 3 exons. NCBI's taxonomy places the organism in Eukaryota, Oomycota, Peronosporomycetes, Peronosporales, Peronosporaceae.
AUGUCUUCAGUGGAGGUAUCGCGCAUUUUGAACUGCAGCACGCACUAUGCGGUGCUCAAACUAGGUGAAUCCAGCCAUGUGCCAUCGUUCACGGAUGCCCAGGAAGUGCGCAGACGCUACAAGGAGCUCGCGGUCCGCGUCCAUCCAGACAAGAAUCGAGCUACUGAAUUGAAGACGCCAAUCCGCACGCACCCAGUGUCCAACAGCUUCAGCGUCCUCCUUUUCUGGGCGACAUCAUCUGGCAAGCGGUUGGUGUCUACACGACGCUCCUCAUAG